Molecule: messenger RNA, 579 nt
Organism: Penicillium mononematosum
Lineage: Eukaryota; Fungi; Ascomycota; Eurotiomycetes; Eurotiales; Aspergillaceae
Exons: 2
Coding region: 1-579 (192 amino acids)
Source: RefSeq, a predicted model, not a curated record
AUGGAAGAGAAUGGGUACAAGCUUGUCGUGGGUGUGGACUACGGUACCACCUUCACAUGCAUUGCUUAUGUUCUUAUCCGUGCAGGUGACCAAAUGGGCAGCGAAAACAUCAGUAUUAUCAAGCAAUGGCCCUCAAGUCUUGGUGAGCAGCCCAGCGCCCCGUCCCUAAUUUCUUACAGGCAGGAUGGAGGUCCACACCUCUGGGGCUUUGAGGUCAACCCAGAAAUGCGAUCCUAUGCCUGGACGAAGCUACUAUUGGACAGAAAUCCCCAACGUGAUGAAUUCGACGAUGACCUCCUGGAGAGAGUCACCGGUUCGGAAAUCCUGAGGCUGCCCAACCAAAAGGAAGCCGGGGAAGCUGUGGCAGACUACCUUUCUCGGAUAUACAGUCACAUCCAGCACCAUAUCUCCAAAAAGGUGCCAGAACUUGGCAGUUCCAAUGGGGAUCUAAGUAGAGUGCCGAUCGAUUUCUGGUUCACGACGCCAGCUCGCUGGUCUGGGAAUACACAGUUCCUAAUGCGUCAAGCAAUUCAGAGAGCAGGCUUUGGGACAAGCUUUCUACAUCGCGUGUGGAUAUAA